CAAUGUCAAUUAAUUGAUGUUCAACGUUAAACAUGUCAAACAUAUUGUAGCUCAUUGUAAUUUUGUGCUGUGGUGAAAAGUCGAGAACGAAGAUACAUUUUUGACUUGCUUCGUCAAAAUAUUUUUGUGAUUUUUUUAUGGUGAAUCAAUAUUACAUUUUAAGUGUUUUUGUGAAACGACGUUACGUAGCCUUAUAAUGUCCCAUAACAAUAAUUUUGAUAGAAGCCUAGGAACUACUGGCAUUUUACCUGUACCUCAAUCUACAAAUAAAUUUGUAUACGUUAAUAGAAAUAUGGUACAAAAUGGCUUUCAACAAAAAAAUUCUAAUAUACCACCAGCAAAAAUAUUAAUAAACCCUAACUUCAAACAAAGUGUUCAUGUUAAUCCCCACUUUAAUAAAAUGGCUCAUUCAACACCUAGUACUUCAAUUUUUGUUAAUCCUAAUGUUAUAAUGCAGAAAAGUUUGCAAUAUACAAUGGCCUCUAUUCCUACAAUUUAUCAGACAUCAACAAUAAAUAAUAUAACACCAACAGAAAUUACAAAAACAACAUCUACAAUUUUGACGCAAGACAAUUACAAACCAAAAGAAGAAAUAGCAAAGAAAAAAGGUGCUGUUAUAAAAAAUACUAAAACUAAACUGGUUCGUGUUGCUUCUUCUGUGAACUGUAAUAAACCAAAUGAAGCAGGAAGUAGUUACAAAGUAUCUCCAACUAAACAACGGCAGAAAGUUUGCUCAAGAUAUCGUUUAGUAAGAAGAUCAUUUAGUAAAGAUCAACCAACCAGUGAUAAGGAUGGUUUCCAUAUUAAGAGAUUAUUUUAUGCAAAAAGUAGAUUCAAGAUUGAUAAAGUACUAUUAGACAAUAAAAAUUAUAUAAAAUAUUUGCCAGAGAUGAAGCAAACAAGAAAGAAGCGGUUUUAUUUCUUCAAUAAUUUGUCAUCAGAAAAUCUGUAUGUAAAGAAAAAAAUUAUUCUGAGUAAGACACAGUUUGUGGGUAUCAACAGAAUAUUAAACAGAACUUCACUGAAUAAUAAGUUAAAUAGUACAAAUGGUACCUUAAGUCAAAAUAAAAAGAUUGGAAGAAAACUAAUCACAAUAAGAGGACAAAAAUUCAAAUUAGAUGCCCAUAACAAAACACUGACCUGUUUAACAAGACAACCAAUGUCUGCACGUGCUGUCCAUAAUUUAAAAGAUAAAAAUAGUCCUAUUAAAAACAAUGCCAAUAAAAGACAUAAUUUAACAAGUCAUUUUAAGCAGAAAAAUAUAAGCAGUUGCAGUUCAUUAAACAGAAUGAAAAAAUGUAAUAUUCCCUGUCCAUUCUUUCGAAAAUAUGGACGCUGUAGAGGUAAAGAAAAGGGUACAUGCAACCGUGUGCAUAAUCCUGAUCAAAUCUCCUUGUGUCCCAAAUUUUUGCAAGGAGCCUGCAUAAACGAUAAAUGUCUUUUGUCACAUAAAGUAUCGCCGGAAAAGAUGGCGACCUGCAAAUUCUUUUUGGAAGGCUUGUGUACACGAGAAAACUGCCAGUACCUUCAUGUGAAAAUAAACGCAAAAGCAGACAUUUGCCAGAAAUUUUUAGAGGGUUUCUGCGAUAAAGGCAGAGAGUGUGAUAAACGUCACCAAUACCUAUGCCCUGCAUUUGAAAAAUUGGGAAAGUGCUUGAAGAAGAAGUGCCCCUAUCCACAUGCGAAUGUGGUAAGAAAACGUAAAAUAUCUAUAAAGGUUGCCACAAAAUCGUCAAGUUCUCAAAAACGAAUUAAAAAAGAUAACUAUAAGCAAACUCCUAAAAAUUCAAUCAAAGAAUUAAAUGAAUCGACAAAAAAAGUAGAAAUUGCCAAUAAUUUGGUAAAAAGAUACUAUAUAGAUUCUAAUCCAACAUCUUCAAACGAUAUACAUGUUGAUGAUAACAAUGAAACGAAAAUUUUGCAUUCAGAUACUCAUUCAAAUGACAACCAUACUGAAGAAAUUUCAGCGCCUUUACCGAAACGUCCGAAGCUGGGUGAAUUGCCUUCCUUUAUACCUUUUGAAAGUACUUAGGAGAGUUUGUGAUACAUUAAAUUUAUAUCUACUAUAUAUGUGAUUGAUUGAUUUCAAUUGUAACAAAACUAAGAAAUGAUGAUUUCGUGGCAACAUUUAUUACUGUUUUUAUUAAAAAAAAGGUAGUUAGAAGAUAUAAUUGAUGUUAAAAAGAAUAAUAAACGAAUUAGAAGCGAU
This is a messenger RNA of Agrilus planipennis (emerald ash borer), 2209 nucleotides long. RefSeq names its product zinc finger CCCH domain-containing protein 3 (gene ZC3H3). The record is from RefSeq and is a predicted model, not a curated record. The coding region runs from base 197 to 2032 and encodes 611 amino acids. Lineage: Eukaryota; Metazoa; Arthropoda; Insecta; Coleoptera; Buprestidae. Gene Ontology annotation, cellular component: nucleus. The transcript has 6 exons. Gene Ontology annotation, molecular function: metal ion binding.